Pleurotus ostreatus (oyster mushroom) is the source of this 1728-nucleotide messenger RNA. RefSeq lists its product as uncharacterized. The record is from RefSeq and is a predicted model, not a curated record. The coding region runs from base 1 to 1728 and encodes 575 amino acids. Lineage: Eukaryota; Fungi; Basidiomycota; Agaricomycetes; Agaricales; Pleurotaceae. Gene Ontology annotation, molecular function: protein binding. The transcript has 8 exons.
AUGGUAUUCGACGUCGUUUCCGACGAUGAAAUUCAGUACAUGGGCUCAAGACGCAAUGUAUUACCUUCGCCGACCCCCUUUACCCACCAUCAAAGCACCGUCGCAGGUAUUGUAUUGCAUGUUGCGCCAGGGCACAAUGAGCCCGAAUUCAGCCUAACGUUUCAUAAAUCGGUGGCCGUCGUCCACAUCGGUCGUAGACCGGGGUCUGAUGGUGAUGCCAAUGAUCGCUCGCAUGAGAAGGGUCGGGCGCUGUUCAGGUGCGCCGUCAUCCAGCUUUGUGACAUUGGUUCGCACCACGGGACGCAUCUGCGCCAUGCUGGGGAAGCUGAUUCGAGAAUGCUGGAGGCUGGGCAGCCAUCGACUAUUCUCGAUGGCGAUGUGAUCACAUUCGGCAAGGCUGUGGGACGAAACAAUGAGAUCGUCCGACCAGUUGUCGUGCGUGUCGAGAUCAUGACCUCGACACCCUUACAAAGACACGGCUCGGGGCGAUAUGGGCUCUAUCCACCUAGUGUCGCGCCGACGCCAACGUCCGCAGAUAGCACAUCUUCGUCGGAGGAGGACGACUCCUCGCACAGUAAUUUCGACCACUCCGAUCAUGAUUCUGACAUUGAGGAAAUUCCAUGCCCCACCGGCUCGCAAAGUGCACCGUCGCAGCGUAUGACUGGCAGCGCGAUGGCCCUCAGACUCUUUCAGCGUCUCUUGCCGCCCAUGCGUGUGCUUGAGAAGGACGAGGCAGCAUUUUGCACGCUGAGUCCGAUUAACUAUCCGCCGCAGGCGCGCAACCGCCGUCUCCCCCUCGGACCCCUGAACCAGCUCAACGGGCUGCGGAAGACGCAAAGGCCAAUGAAGAGCCCGCCCCGGCCAACAGCACCCCACCAGCCCAACCAAGUUUCCCAACGCAUUCCACCGCACCCCCUCCUCGCCACCAGGUCGGAAUUGAAAGAACUCAAAGACGCGAUCAAUAACAUGAAGGACAAGCUCGCAGAUCCUGAAGAUGCGCUUGAUAGUUUACGCGAGAAGGUCGCACUGCUUGAGAAAGAACAGGCGGCGCUGCGGGUUCGUGACGCCGAGAUGUCGAAGGCUGUAGACGACUGCAGACGGGCUGUUGAUGAUCAUCAAGAACAGAUUGUUGACUUGGAAGAUCGCGUUGCCGAGCUGGACUCCAUGCGACCGGACGUGAAGGACAUGACUGACAUCGAUGAAGACACGCCCAUGUCGAAUUCGUCUCUCCAUGCUUCAAUCAGUGAAGUCCGUGAAGACAUUGAGUCCCUGCGCCGCAGCUUUUCUGAGCGCAAUGCAUCCAUGGACGUGGACACAAGCACCUCUGCGAAGGCGCUCGAGACGAACAUGAGCUCUCUUUGCGGCGAAUUGGAGGCCCGGGCGGCGGACAUGCUACAGAAUCUUCGCACUGAAUGGGAGGACCAAAAGGCGCAGUAUACGCUCCAAUUGCAACGCACGCAAAACGACGCCAUGCAGGACAUCGUACUCACGUCGCAGCCAAAGCGCGAGGCCGCCGCGUUGGUGUCUCUGAAGCGCAAGCGAUCGCUUGAGGAGGUGGACAGCACUCAAGAGCGUCAGUGCCCUUCUCGUGCCACGCUGGCCGCCACAUCGGACGGCGUCGACGUGCCGUCACCCAAGCGCAAACGGGUCUUGGCCGCCGUCGCCCAUACCGCCACUGUCAUGACCCUUGGAGCCGUAACCGCUUGGUCUGUCCUCGCAUUCACUUGA